This is a messenger RNA of Oncorhynchus gorbuscha (pink salmon), 5862 nucleotides long. Its product is annotated as G1/S-specific cyclin-D2. Gene Ontology annotation, biological process: mitotic cell cycle phase transition; positive regulation of G1/S transition of mitotic cell cycle; regulation of cyclin-dependent protein serine/threonine kinase activity. Gene Ontology annotation, molecular function: cyclin-dependent protein serine/threonine kinase regulator activity. The transcript is spliced from 5 exons. The record is from RefSeq and is a predicted model, not a curated record. Bases 214 to 1107 code for a protein of 297 amino acids. Lineage: Eukaryota; Metazoa; Chordata; Actinopteri; Salmoniformes; Salmonidae. Gene Ontology annotation, cellular component: cyclin-dependent protein kinase holoenzyme complex; nucleus; cytoplasm.
AAGGCAGGCUUCAAACGUAUCCAGCCAGAAGAAAGUAGAAGUGAACUGUGGGGGAGAGGAAAAAGUUCGCAAGGAGAGGCAGGACAACUCUUGGGAGCCCUGCAGUCUCACUUUAUGCCUCCAAAAUACUUUCUUUCCAGUUUAUUUGCAUCUAGUAAUAUUGCUAUAGUAUUUUCACAAGAAUAACCCAACUUUUUCAAAAUUGAAACGACCAUGGAGCUGCUUUGCCUCGAAGUGGACACCAUCGUCAGAGCUAGUCUUGAUCCGAAUCUUCUGUGUGAUGACAGGGUAUUACAAAGCCUGUUGACCAUUGAAGAACGUUUUCUUCCACAAUGUUCUUAUUUCAAGUGCGUUCAGAAAGAUAUUCAGCCAUUUAUGAGGAGGAUGGUUGCGACUUGGAUGCUGGAGGUUUGUGAAGAACAGAAGUGUGAGGAAGAGGUUUUUCCCUUGGCAAUGAACUACUUGGACAGAUUUUUAGCCGUGGUUCCAACCAGAAAGUGUAAUCUGCAACUUCUUGGAGCAGUUUGCAUGUUCCUUGCAUCCAAACUGAAAGAAACUCGUCCAUUAACUGCAGAGAAACUCUGCAUCUACACAGAUAACUCCAUCAGACCACAGGAGUUGCUGGAGUGGGAGCUGGUGGUGCUGGGGAAGUUGAAGUGGAACCUGGCGGCUGUCACUCCAAAUGACUUCAUAGAGCACAUUGUGAGGAAGCUGCCAUUGCCCGAGGAGAAGUUAGUGCUGAUACGCAAACACGUGCAGACCUUCAUUGCCCUCUGUGCUACAGACUUCAACUUCGCAAUGUACCCCCCGUCCAUGAUCGCCACAGGCAGUGUGGGAGCAGCUAUCUGUGGCCUCCAGUUGGACUCGGGUGACCAGUCACAGUGGGGGGACAGUCUCACAGACCUGCUGGCCAAAAUCACCAACACUGAAGUGGACUGUCUGAAGGAGUGUCAGGAGCAGAUUGAGAGGGUCUUGGUGAGCAGCCUGCGAGAGGGUCGGCAGCAGCAACAACAGCAGCAGCAGGUCCAGCGUGGCCCCAGCAGUAAGACCAUGGACGAGCUGGAUCAGUCCAGCACCCCAACGGAUGUUCGCGACAUCAACUUGUGAGCCUGCAAACUAGAGAAGCAGCGCGUCCGGGAUACGCAUCAAAUCAACAUAAAAAAACGACAAAAAACAAAAACAACAAAAACAAACUACCCCUUGAAAAAAAAUGCUUGCUAAUUUUUUUUAGAGAUUUUUUUAUUUUGUUAUAUAAAAACAUGCGCCCAUGUAUUGUAUGAAAGGAAAGCUAUUUUUAGAUAUAAAAUAGAUAUACUUUAAAAGCUAUAAAUUGAUAUAUGGACGCUCUAUGGUGCCUCAGAUAUACAGAAGGCAAGCCAAUUAUAUGUUGCGUUCUGUUUUUGAUGGUAUAGUCAUGAUAAAGUUAUAUCGACUAAGACAACAAUAGCUUAAUGAGGAGUUCAAAAAUGUUUGGGGAGACCAUUCCGGGCUUGCAUAUAUGGGAUCACAAUCGGGGCAAGGUUUUUCUGUGUUGUUUCGUUAAUUAUUUUGGUUAAUGUUGGUCUGCCAGAGAUAGGAGCCCUGCAAAGGCUCCGCUGGCCGUGAAUGGCAGGUCUCAAUGUGGCAUAGUUUGGCUGUGUGUUGGGGACGAGGGGGGCACUUUGCAGGAAUUGCAGAGUGUUGUGCUAAGAAAGAGACAAGUAGGGUCCAUGGAACAGCCAAGUAUAUAAUAGUGAAUUACAUUAUUAUUAUUAUUAUUAUUAUUAUUAUUCAGAAACGUAUUUGUGAAUACAGAGUAAUAGACGUCAAUAAGCUCUUUUUGUCAGGCUGAUUGUUGUGUGUGUGUGUGUGUGUGUGUGUGGUGUAACUGCCAUGAUGUGAGUUUUGUAUCAGCUCAACUGUGUGUGUGUGUGUGUGUGUGGCUUGGCGCUUGAGUGGAAAGACUAGACUAGUGGUAGACUAUGGAACAGGCAGAAGACUCAUUCUCUGCAGGGCAUCUAUGUUAUAUCACUGCCUUAAGUUAAUAUGCGUUGUCGGCCGACAAAAAGCUGGGGGUCUGAGUCCACUUAGAGAGAGAGAGAGAGAGAGAGAGAGAGAGAGAGAGAGAGAGAGAGAGAGAGAGAGAGAGAGAGAGAGAGAGAGAGAGAGAGAGAGAGAGAGAGAGAGAGAGAGAGAGAGAGAGAGAGAGAGAGAGAGAGAGAGAGAGAGAGAGAGAGAGAGAGAGAGAGAGAGAGAGAGAGAGAGAGAGAGAGAGGCGGCUGUGUUCCCUCAUUUUUGUCUAGAGGAGUUUGGCAAUGGACCAUCUGCUUUCAGAAGUUUCAUUCGAGGUGUUUGUGUUUUUCACUGCCAACAUACCAAUCAAAUAGUGUUUGUAUUUUUAUGUUGUUGUUGAGUUUUUUUGUUAUUUUGUUAUGGAAGGAGCUUCAGGCUGCUUAGCGUCAGCAGGGAGGAGUGUGUGCCCCUCUUGAUGGUACAUUAGUAUCUCAGAGGAGAGGGGAGGCCUGUGGUCUGUGGUGGUUGUAUGGGGUCUGGGGGGUGGACAGGUAUAGAUGGAAAGAAAGGGUUUGUUGCAGUGCAGAAGCAUGUUGCUGUGUAGAGGAAGGAGAUGUAGUGGAGUUGCUGAAAGAUACAGGAGAGGAGCCUAAUGGCCUCAUGACAUCUAUCUGAUUUCUGCGUUUUGGGCAGACUGAGGCCACGGGUGGCAAAUUAGGAUCAAAACUAGACUCAUUAUUUGAGAAUUAACUUUCUGGGUUCAUUAGAAGAGAGGAAAAUGUAUUGGAGCAGGGGAAGAUUUGUGAUCAAUGCAUCUGUAGUCCCUCAUAGAGUUGUUUCCAACGCGCCUGUGAUUUCAACAGCAAAGCACUUUGAAAACACGCUCCCCAAUGGACAAAUGAAAUGGUUACGGUGUGGGGGAUCUAUGGAUGCUUUCUGUUUUCUCGUUAGCUUUUACUUUGUAGGGCUGGUUUCCCACAUUCAGAUGUACCCACUUGGCAAGCAGGUGUCAAAAUCAUGCCUAACACCUUAUGACAUGAGGACAUUCCGAUCUGAAAACAUUCCGAAAUAAAGAAAAGUGCAAGGUGAAAGGAGCGUCUGACCAUUUUUCAUGUGUUUUAACAAAUAACCAAUGCCAAUUUUUAAAGAAAAAGGCUACAGACAAGGUUAAUGAUUCAGUUUUUAUUUGAGAAGUUAUCACAUUAUAAAAUAUUAGUUCUACUUGAAUUUUCUAUUUGACCUGCUUCACAACAACAACAUAAAGUCACAUGGGUGGGAACAAUACAGAAAACGUUAUCAUAGAACAUCAGGUGUUCUGAGGGCAAAUGAGGUUUUCUUUCAAAAAGGAUGAAGCUGUUCUAUGUUCAACGCUACCUUAUUGAUGGUUUUGCUAGUAGAGCCUGGCCUGUUGUCUUCGGGUGAUGCCCUGUGUGGCUGUGCUGUCCCCGAGGCUGUGCUGUCCCCGAGGCUGUGCAGGCCUGACUGAUGUCUGUGAAUCAGUAGUGAUAAAACUCUAUGAGAGUUCUAACUCUUCGUGUACCCCUCUCGUCCAGUGAGAUAUGCUGCUUCAGUCACUUCAUUGGCAUGGGGUUUGAUCAGUCACUCAGACGUCAGAAUUAGACUAAUUCACUUCCAAGACUGACACAGGGUACAUCACCAGCACAAGACAGCCUUGAUCGCGCAAUAUUCUCAUUGCUACAUUUAAAGGUGGAUCGAGGUUUUGUGGUGUGUUUUUGUUCUUCGCGUGUGUGUGUGUGUGUGUGUGUGUGUGUGUGUGUGUGUGUGUGUGUGUGUGUGUGUGUGUGUGUGUGUGUGUGUGUGUGUGUGUGUGUGUGUGUGUGUGUGUGUGUGUGUGUGUGUGUGUGUGUGUGUGUGUGUACGUUUGUUUGUGUACGUUUGUUUGUGUUUGCAUGUGUGGUAGGUAUGAGGGGAAAAUGAGGAUUCAGUGUUUUAGCAGGCUACUCAAAAUAAAUGUUUUUCAGGAAAACGUUUUCUAGAAACCAAUCUUAUAAACAAGGCCAUCUUCAACCUCACCAAAACUAGCCCCUGUUCAUCAUUGUCAAGGAUGUCUGCCCUUUCUUUUCCUCUGCAAGCUCUAUUCUGAGCAUAGAUGAUGAUUUGUUUGUUUUUACAAAGUAGUUGACUGUGUUAGGUUUGAAUUUGUAUUUAGACCACCUUCAAUUUGUGUUUUGUUUUAUUUUAUGGGGUGUCCAGACCCUCAAAACAGUUUGUAGAGUGUUUGUAAGGGGUUAGAUACUGUAUUCCAAAGUGAAGAGAGAUGGAGGAGGUGUCAAGACAUCAAAGUGUCAAUAUUUUUAUUGAGUUAUUAUUAUUGUCUUUUCGCGCUGCUAAAAGCUAUGAUUUUGUUUCAUUCUUAUAUACAAAAAAAAUGACAUUACUUAGUUGUGAUGUGUCACUUGAGUGUGCUGCUAUUUUAUAAACAUUUGUAUUAUAAUAUAAUUAUUUUACUGCUUAAGAGAUACAUUCAGAAUACUGAAGUAGAUGGUAAUAGAAGAACAUGACAUGAGUAUUCGACUGGAAAUGUUCUUUGUACAGUUUGCUUAGAUAGCAUGUUUCUUUUCCUUUUGGUCUAUUUUGCUCUACUUUCUCAGUCACAUUGCGGUAUCUCUAUACCUCAGGUUUACUGGACAUAAAAAGAAUAUCUGAAUACCUCACAACUCUACAGUUUUUAGGGAGCCUGGGAAGGGUAACAGUACAGUAGAAAGCACAGGGGUUUUGUCUGUUGUGAAAUGUACUGACCUUGUUGAGUGGCAAGCAUGCAAGGCUCCCGCCUGGACUUAAACCCUAGUGGAGGGUGCACAACAACAAGUCAACACUUCCUUGGUCAGUUUAAGUUGAUGGUGGUGCUAAUUGUGAGACUCAUGUGACAGUCAUUGCAAAGACAAAUGUGAAAAUGUCUCAAAUGUCAUUGAUGAUUAAUUACAUGGUUUGUUCCAAUUAUUGUCGAUGGAUUUUGGUUCCUAAGCUUGAUUUGAUGAGCUUAGUUGACCUGUGUGUUCCAGGUGGUCCUAUUGUCUGGAAAACCAAUACAAAAUGGCUAAACCAAUCCAUCAAAAAAGCUCACCACAUACUGCAUCUGACAUGAGGAAGUGUGUUUCAACAGCGGGGAUUUCGCUUUAGUUGUCCCCCUUCCACUAGAAGUUACAUAAUGUACCUCAGAAAUGUCUGUUGCACAACCUCUGUUCAAUAAACUUCUGCUUUAAAGAGUCUGACACCAUACCAGUCCAAUGUUAUUCUAAUUUCUGUUUUCUUUUUGUAUGUCAUUAUGGUUAGUGGAGCAGAUUGUAGGAUGUGAUUGUGUACAUAAAGUGAGGUGAACACUAGAGGUUGCUGUAGUCAUGAAACCAAGAGGACUGGAGAGCUGUUAAGUGGAGUGGAGCUGAGAUUGUGGGGCAACUGAGGAUACUGCAGUCUGGUUAAGGGCAAAAAAACAACAACGAAUUAAAACAAAAGUUAAGAAGACGGACCCCCUGCUUGAAUACCAACCAAAACUUGCUAUUAAGAAUGUGUUUAUUUCUGUUGCUUCCCCUGUAUGACGUCCUCUGAAGUGUUAACACACUAAUCAGUCAGGUUUCAAGCAAGUGGGAUAUUGGUGUCUGUCAGAGUUUGUCCUCUGACUCUGGGGCCCUAAGGCACUCUUAUGCAGCUUCUUGUUGGGCUGUUUUUUAGGGGGGCUGGAUCAUGUAGGCCUAGUAAGUGAAUAAGUUGGUUUCGAAGUUAGCGUUGAAUUCAGUAUUGAUAACUUCUGUUUAUGAUUAAUCAGCUCUUUAUUGGUCUGUCUGAAAGGAUCCCUUAAAGUGUUAAGGGUCAAGGCAUGCUGUACAAUCAAUAAACUUACCAUGAAUUAAA